GUGGCACUCAGCUCGGACCAGCACGUGUGAGAGCAGGCGCGUUUCUCUCGUGUCGUGUUUUGUCCACUCUCCUGUUCUUCAGCUCUUCAAGCUCCGCGGAUCCACAGCUUCAGAGCCGACAUGAGACCAGGUUUCAGUCCACGUGGAGACCGAGGGGGACGAGGAAGAGGAGGCUUCGGGGACCGGGGGGGUCGAGGAGGCUUCGGGGACCGAGGAAGAGGAGGCUUCAGAGGAGGAAGAGGUGGGGGCUUCAAAUCUCCUGACGGAGGCUUCCGAGGUCGUGGAGGAGGAAGGGGGGCCCCUCGAGGAAGAGGAGGCCGAGGAGGAAGAGGAGGUGGCAGGGGAGGCUUUGGAGGAGGGAAGAAGGUGUUGAUUGAACCCCACAGACAUGAAGGAGUGUUUAUCUGCAGAGGGAAGGAGGACGCUCUGGUUACGAGGAACAUGGUGGUGGGAGAGUCUGUGUACGGAGAGAAGAGGCUCAGUGUGGAGGAGGGAGAGACGAAGAUUGAAUACAGAGCCUGGAAUCCUUUCCGCUCCAAACUGGCAGCGGCCAUCUUGGGAGGUGUGGACCAGAUCCACAUCAAGCCCGGCGCGAAGGUGAUGUACCUGGGAGCUGCGUCAGGGACCACCGUGUCCCAUGUGUCUGACAUCGUGGGACCAGACGGACUGGUCUACGCUGUGGAGUUUUCCCAUCGGUCUGGCCGGGACCUUCUCAAUGUGGCUAAAAAACGCACCAAUAUCAUCCCAAUCAUUGAAGAUGCUCGUCAUCCUCACAAGUACCGCAUGUUGGUUGGUAUGGUGGACGUCAUCUUUGCGGAUGUGGCUCAGCCUGACCAGACAAGGAUCGUGGCUUUGAAUGCUCACAACUUCCUGAAGAAUGGAGGACACUUUGUCAUCUCCAUCAAGGCGAACUGCAUCGACUCCACGGCAGCUCCGGAAGCCGUGUUUGCCUCCGAAGUGAAGAAGAUGAGCGCAGAGAACAUGAAGCCCCAGGAGCAGCUGACGCUGGAGCCCUAUGAGAGGGACCACGCUGUGGUGGUGGGCAUCUACAGGCCUCCUCCUAAGCAGAAGAAGUGAGCUGUGGACAUGACCUUUGUGACCCUGUCUGCGUUCUGUUGUCCCGUGACCCAUCAGCUGACCUGCGCCCAGCCUCAAGCGUUGGUUUUCUUUGCCUCUGAUUCACCCAACCCUUCAAAUGAUGCUCCUGUUCCACAUGUUUUGAACAUCUAGGACCAUGUCCAUCUGGACUGGUCUUCAGAGACGGACUCGUAUGUGGCUCUGCCCCAGCACAUGACCGCUGAGGCCUUCCACUUAAGCAGCCUGUGUUCUCUCAGCGCAGAGGCUUUGUAUAGCCAGUUUUUGUAGUAGUUUUUAGUAGCUGUCAGAACAGUGAGUCUGGACGCAGGCUGUGGGUUUCUGUUUCAUAAACACUUUGAAUAAAGUCAUCUUGUUUCUGUUGCUUCUAA
Salarias fasciatus (jewelled blenny) is the source of this 1466-nucleotide messenger RNA. It is a transcript of the gene fbl, whose product is annotated as fibrillarin. The transcript has 9 exons. The record is from RefSeq and is a predicted model, not a curated record. Bases 121 to 1077 code for a protein of 318 amino acids. Gene Ontology annotation, molecular function: rRNA methyltransferase activity; RNA binding; histone H2AQ104 methyltransferase activity. Gene Ontology annotation, biological process: box C/D sno(s)RNA 3'-end processing; rRNA methylation. Lineage: Eukaryota; Metazoa; Chordata; Actinopteri; Blenniiformes; Blenniidae. Gene Ontology annotation, cellular component: nucleolus; box C/D methylation guide snoRNP complex; small-subunit processome.